AUGAUUGAGGUCGGACAAUGUGUUGCUUUGAUGAAGAAAAAGAGAGCUGGGAUAGUGAUUUGGAGGUUGAUUAGCGGCGGCAGCGGCGUUACUAAUGAAAAUCAUGAAUUGGGAGAAUGGGAGAAAAUCAUUCACAAACCUUGGCCACAGAGAUUUCUUCGACAUUAUCAUUCUGAUUCGAGGUUGUUUGUCCGUGGCGCAAUUAAUAACAGGGAGAAUGUGGUUCAAAUAUUGAACAAGAAGAACAAGAAGUUGUACUGUUACUACUGGGACAUUAAAGAAGGAAAAAUCAAGAAAGCCCCGGAGAUACUACAGCAACAGAAGCAAAGUAUUCAUCAUCUUUAUCACGUCUUUUCUACACUUGUCGAAACUUUAUUCGUCCCCACCAUUAUACCCACGGUUCUGCCAGACCUCAGCUAUGACUCUGAUGGGUAUUCCUCCUCCGACGACUUAAUCCCCUGGCUACUCGGACAGCAGCUCAAGUUCGGAGUCCUUGAGCAGCAUCACGGGCUCCUCAGCCAGCAGCAAUGA
This is a messenger RNA of Oldenlandia corymbosa var. corymbosa, 531 nucleotides long. The record is from the annotation of a GenBank genome assembly. Lineage: Eukaryota; Viridiplantae; Streptophyta; Magnoliopsida; Gentianales; Rubiaceae.